AUGGAACGAGAAUUAAAUGAUGCGAAAGAGAUGUUGAAGGAGGCGGAGGAGAAGUUGAAGAAGUGGGAAGAAGGAAAGUAUAAGGGAGAGAAGUUGAACGAAUUGGAAGAAGAGUUAUAUAAGGGAGAAUUCGGGAAUGAAGAACAGAAGAAAAGGUGUGAAGAAAGGGUAAAGAAGUUGGAAGAAGAAAAGAAGGAGUUGAAGAAGGACAAAGACAAUUGGAAGGAGCAGGUGAAGGAGUGGGGAAGGCAUUGCGUGAUUUCAGUGGAGGAAAAGGGAAGAGGAAUCAAACGUCCAGUAGAGGAUGAUUAUACAUAUGCUGCAGCUGAAAAAAAAGUAAAACUUGUUGAAGAUAUGAAGGUACCACCUUCAAGCUUUUGUAGAUCAUGUAAAUGGGAAGAGGUUGUUCCUGUGAUUUUCAAUCAUCGGCCUCAUGAUGCUGAUAUUCCUAUCACUCUAUAUCAUCAAGUAUUUGCACAUUUUCAGGAGUACUGUACCAAUAUUCAUAUCUCAAUGGAUGAUUGUGACCUGGUAAUAAAACUUAUCACACAAAUGACAAAAGCUUUUGAGCGUGAGAAUGAUAGGGUGGCUGAAUUUUUAAAAUGGACAUCUGAAUAUUUUGCUCACCCAGUUACAAAACUACCACUUCCACAAAUUGGUCAAGAAGCUGAUAUUGGAGCUUGUCAUUCUGUUGGAAAUCAUUCUUUCUGUUUUCUUAUUGGUGAAGCUAAAAAUGAAAUUGGGGAAGGACAUGGAUGUUCAUAUAUACAAGCAUGUACUUCAUAUGCUAAACAAAUUGGUGCCAAUACAAAUAAUACAAUACGUAAAGGUCUCAACCCAUCUUUUAUUCUUUAUCUCUCUGGUCCUUACCUGGGUAUUGCUGGUGCU
Funneliformis caledonium is the source of this 888-nucleotide messenger RNA. NCBI's taxonomy places the organism in Eukaryota, Fungi, Glomeromycota, Glomeromycetes, Glomerales, Glomeraceae. The record is from the annotation of a GenBank genome assembly.